ACACAAUUUUUUACAGUCUGCUUUCCAUAUCAGGGUAUGCUUGUGUAAAUAACUCAUAUCGUAUGCUUCAAACAAUCUCUGUGUUUCUGGGGAGAUAAAGGCAGGGAGAGUCUUUUGAUUGUAAUUUUCAAAUUGAUGUGAUACAAAUAGACGCUGGGCAAGCUGCCAUGUUCUGGGACAACACCAACAGCACCGUUUCUGUCUACACCCAGCGUAAGCUCUGAGGUAAGAGAGAGGUGUCAGUUUCAGAGGCGAUUACCUCUGGACUUAGUGACAUGAUGCCCCUUGCAGAGCUCUGGUAAUGGCCAGCUGGUUUGUUUAUCUGGGAUUGAAAUGAUAUGCGCUCAAAGCAAGGUCGAGCUGGGAUUAGAGGGAUGCGGGAGCCAUCAGUCAGAGGAGCUGCUCUCUCUUGGCCACAGAAUCAGCACACAUCAGCUGGUGCGUUGUGGAGCUCAGCUUUGGGGAUUUAUGAGGAUGUAAUACUUGAUUUUUAGGGUUUUGAGGAGUGGGGGACACUUGGGUUUGUAUGUACCCAUGAGAUAGUUUGGGUGGACUGAUUGAAGUCAUGUUUGUAAGUGUUUCUCGGCUGUUUUGUUGACAGGCGGCUGUGACAUAUUUAAAGGAUUAGUAGCUCAAUGGACGUGAGGCUUUUGGCCUCUUAAAAUAGAGAGAGAGAGAGAGAGAGAGAGAGACACUCAAGAAAACAAAACUGCAGUCAGACAACAACGGUAUCUCAGAGAGCGACUGGACCUGGCCCACAUCACACACGUACACACGCAAACACAUUCCCACGUUUGAAAGUGUGGCCGCUGAGAACUGCCGGAGCUGAGAUGGCCGUGACAGGGGCUGAAGAUAUGCCACGGCAGUUCCCUAAGAUUGCUUUGAGUGAUGUGGAUGAGGAAGUUCGUCUGCUAGCAGAGAAGGUGUAUGCUUCAGCACUAAAGGAAGAGGACACUCAAAAUGUCCUGUCUAUGUACACUGUCCCCGAGGACUGUCCUAUCGGCCUGCAGGAGGCCAAACAGAGGGAGCUCCUCAGAGAAUUGGCUGAACAACAGUCAGAGGAAAGUGCCAAGAGGAAGAAGAGUUUAAAGAUUAUUCGAUCUCAGUCUAUGUCACUGCAAAUCCCAUUACAUACGGAUAGUGUCCGUGGUGUGGUGGCCCCUCUUAUGUCCCCUGCCUCUACCUGCUCCUCCAUCUCCCAAAACUUCCCUGAGUACCAAAGAGUCACCAUCAGUGGAGACUACUGUGCUGGGAUUACAGUUGAGGACUACGAGCAAGCAGCUAAAAGUCUCCUAAAAGCUCUCUUUAUUCGAGAAAAAUACUCAAAACUGGCAUAUCACCACUUCCCUCGGGCCACUGCACAGUUCCUACGUAGUGCUGCAAAUGAAAGUUGGAGAGAAGAAGAUGAAGUUCUUCCAGAUAUCUGCCCCCGCCCAGGUGAAGGGGAGGACCCUUACAGCAUGGAGAAUAUUCCAGAGAACCUCAACUAUCAGAUGAAGAUGAAGGAUGGCAUUAUUUAUGUAUAUGAAAACACUGAAGCUCUGAGCAUGAACAACCCACGCUGUCUGCCUUACCCAGACCUGGAAACAUUUGCCAUUGACAUGAGUCAUGUGCUUGCCAUGAUCGCUGAUGGGCCCACUAAGACCUACUGCCAUAGACGACUAAACUUCCUUGGGUCAAAGUUUUACUUACAUGAAAUGCUCAAUGAAAUGGCAGAACUAAAGGAACUCAAGGGUGUCCCUCAUAGAGACUUCUACAAUGUCAGAAAGGUCGACACACAUAUCCAUGCAGCAGCAUGCAUGAGCCAGAAACAUCUGCUCAAUUUCAUCCAAACCAGCUAUAAAACGGAUGCAGAGAGGGUUGUACUGGAGAAGGCAGGGCUGAAACUAACUCUUAAACAAGUGUUUAACAACUUGCACAUGGACCCUUAUGACCUUACUGUAGACUCUUUAGAUGUUCAUGCCGGCAGGCAAACAUUUCAUCGCUUUGACAAAUUCAACUCGAAAUAUAAUCCAGUAGGAGCUAGUGAGCUACGGGAAAUCUACCUGAAGACUGACAACUACAUCAAUGGCGAGUAUUUUGCUCGCUUGAUCAAGGAAGUAGCACAUGAUCUGGAGGAGAGUAAAUAUCAGCAUACUGAACCGCGACUGUCCAUUUAUGGCCGUUCCCCUGAGGAGUGGGAAAGCCUCUCCCAUUGGUUCAUUCAGCACAAAGUGUACUCUCCAAACAUGCGCUGGAUCAUUCAGGUGCCUAGAAUAUAUGACAUUUUCAAGUCACGUAAGUUGAUUCCCAAUUUUGCCAAGAUGCUCGAGAACAUUUUCCUUCCUCUGUUUGAGGCCACGGUGAAUCCUCAGAAGCACAAAGAGCUCCAUGUAUUUCUAAAAUAUGUGACUGGCUUUGACAGUGUGGAUGAUGAAUCCAAGCACAGCGAUCACAUGUUCUCCUAUAAGAGUCCCAAGCCUGAGCAGUGGACAACAGAUGACAACCCACCUUAUAGCUACUACCUCUUCCAUAUGUACGCCAACAUAAUGGUGCUCAACAAUCUCAGGACAGAACGUGGCCUUAGCACCUUUCAGUUUCGUCCACAUUGUGGAGAAGCUGGUUCCAUCACCCACCUCGUUUCAGCGUUCCUCACCGCAGACAACAUCUCUCAUGGACUAAACCUGAAGAAGAGUCCCGUACUGCAGUAUCUGUAUUAUCUUGCCCAAGUGCCCAUUGCCAUGUCCCCGCUGAGUAACAACAGUCUGUUCUUGGAAUACUCCAAAAACCCAUUGCGAGAGUUCCUACACAAGGGUCUCUGUGUGUCCCUCUCCACUGAUGAUCCCAUGCAGUUCCACUACACCAAGGAAGCUUUAAUGGAGGAGUAUGCUAUUGCCAUCCAACUCUGGAAGUUGAGCACAUGUGACGUGUGUGAGAUUGCUAGAAACAGCGUCCUGCAGAGCGGCCUUUCCCAUGAGGAGAAAAAGCACUUUCUUGGAGCUAAUUACCUGAAAGAUGGACCAGAGGGGAAUGACAUUCGGCGGACCAAUGUAGCCCAGAUCCGCAUGGCCUAUAGAUAUGAGACGCUGUGUAAUGAACUCAGCUUCCUUGUAGAUGCAGUAAAGUCAGAGGUCAAUGGAUCACAGUAGCUGUCCAGUACAUCUCUGCAAUACCCUCUGUGCCUGCAGAUGCAUGGGUGCAAUUUUUAUUUAGGAAUGGAUGCACAGUGGAUCUAACUUAGUCUUGCUCUGUUUCUCACAUUUCUACCAAGCCUCUCUGUAAACACCAUUGUAUCCUUAUGCAAAUGCUGUUCUCAGACUUGAAGUGGGCAUUUCAAGAAGGGUUUGACACACAUUGCAGUAUGUUAGAAUAGCAUUGUCUCCCCCCUCUGGAUAUAUGUGAACACUAUUCUCAAAACAUUUAUGGCUGUGCAGCAGUAGUUGUGUCAGGCAGACAAGAUGUUUCUGUGGUAAUGAAAGAUGUCUGGAACAUUCUGCUCUCUCUGUCGCUCACUAAAUCACACACACACACAUACACACACACACACACACACACACACACACACACACACACACACACACACACACACACACACACACACACACACACACACACAC
Molecule: messenger RNA, 3596 nt
Organism: Myxocyprinus asiaticus (Chinese sucker)
Lineage: Eukaryota; Metazoa; Chordata; Actinopteri; Cypriniformes; Catostomidae
Gene: ampd3a
Product: adenosine monophosphate deaminase 3a
Exons: 15
Coding region: 831-3128 (765 amino acids)
Biological process (GO): IMP salvage; AMP metabolic process
Cellular component (GO): cytosol
Molecular function (GO): AMP deaminase activity
Source: RefSeq, a predicted model, not a curated record